CGCAUAAAAUAUUUCCCAAAUUUUAGUACAUUAUAAUAAGAAAAGCAGUAGUAACACAACUCACAUUCUGAAUCUUUUUGUUUAAAAGUAUAGAUCAGGGGUAACUGGUAGAGUAGAUAGAGAAGGAAAUGGAGGAUUCAAACAACAUAAAAGUGAUGCAGCCCAAAAGAAGAGAAGCUUCAGAGACUUACUGUGUUACUGGGGCAACUGGUUAUGUUGCUUCUUGGUUAGUAAAGACUCUUCUCGACAGAGGCUUCAUAGUUCAUGCCACAGUUCGUGAUCCUGCCAAGUGCUUGCACCUAUUAUCAACGUGGAGCGGGGCUGAUCGGUUGAAAUUGUUCCGAGCUGAUUUGAAAGAAGAAGGGAGCUUUGAUGAGGCUGUGAAGGGAUGUGAUGGUGUAUUUCAUGUUGCAGCUUCAAUGGAAUUCAGUGUUAAUGUAACAGAAGAAAACAUUGAGAGUUAUGUUCAGUCAAACAUCAUUGACCCUGCUAUCAGUGGAACCUUGAAUAUUCUGAGAUCCUGCUUGAAAUCCAAAUCUGUGAAAAGGGUUGUUUUCACAUCUUCCAUUAGCACUCUCAGUGCUAAAGACAGAGAUGGGAAAUGGAGAGGGGUUGUAGAUGAAUCUUGUCAAACUCCCAUUGACCAUGUUUGGAAUAAAAAAGCAAGUGGAUGGGUUUAUGUACUUCCAAAGCUUCUCACAGAGGAAGCAGCAUUUAGAUUUGCAAGUGAGAAUGGUGUUGAUCUUGUCUCUGUAAUAACACCUACCGUUGCCGGUCCAUUCCUAACUUCCAGUGUUCCUUCAAGCAUUCAAGUUGUCUUGUCACCACUAACAGGUGACUCUGAGCUGUUUAGGAUUUUAUCAGCUGUAAAUGCAAGGAUGGGGUCAAUUGCAUUAGUUCAUAUUGAAGAUAUAUGUAGAGUUCACCUAUUCCUAAUGGAGCAUGCUAAAGCAGAUGGUAGGUAUAUAUGUUGUGCCCAAAGUUGGCCAUUGUGUAAGUUGCUUAAUCAUCUGGCUCAACGGUAUCCAUGCUCAAACUUGGAGAGAUCUGUGAGAGAUGUUGAGCAAGUUCCUUCAGAAAUUUCUUCAAAGAAGCUAAGAGAGUUGGGUUUUGAGUACAAGCAUGGUAUCGAAGAUAUCAUUAGUCAGACUGUUACUGCGUGUUUAAAUUAUGGCUUUUUAACUCCAAUUAGAAAUUUAUUAAUAGACAAUAUGUCUACCUAAAUGUAAGAAACUUUUUUUUUAUAUGAUCAUGUGGUCAAGUGAAAACCGUAAAUAAAAUUCAAAACAAUCACCAAAGUUAAG
Humulus lupulus (European hop) is the source of this 1304-nucleotide messenger RNA. Its product is annotated as putative anthocyanidin reductase. The record is from RefSeq and is a predicted model, not a curated record. NCBI's taxonomy places the organism in Eukaryota, Viridiplantae, Streptophyta, Magnoliopsida, Rosales, Cannabaceae. The coding region runs from base 129 to 1223 and encodes 364 amino acids. The transcript is spliced from 6 exons. Gene Ontology annotation, molecular function: oxidoreductase activity, acting on the CH-OH group of donors, NAD or NADP as acceptor.